This is a messenger RNA of Vitrella brassicaformis, 963 nucleotides long. NCBI's taxonomy places the organism in Eukaryota, Vitrellaceae. The record is from the annotation of a GenBank genome assembly.
CAGAGACACGGCGGGCGGCCCAGCAGCGACCCGACACCACCAACGUCACCACUUUCGGGUCAGGGAGGAUGGGUAGCCAGGGGCAGGACUGCACACACGGCAGGGGAGGCGUGUUGAAAAAGGCCGGCAGCGGCCCGGCCCGGGGUGGUGGUGGUCGUGAGUUGAGUCAGAAUGUCUGUGGGGUGCGCAUCGCGGGCGACGCCGACAAGGACGUACACCAGCAGGUCAGUCAGUAGUGAGUGAGUGGGAGAGCACCGCACCUGAAGACCUCUCACCCACCCCACCCAACAUUGACCCGUGUGUGCCAUGGCAUGGUGUCGUGUCAUUCAUGGAUGUGAUUGAUGCAGAGUGGGCGUGUGGGUGGGGCCAGUGAGCCAUUCGAGCAAGCAACAAGCGGUCGAAGGCGUGCGUCUCAACCGAGGUGCACUGCUGAGAAUGCGCGGAUGGACACUCUCUCACAGGUCAGUUAGUCAGUCAGUUUUCCAGCAAGCAGCAACUGUCCCAUCCACCCCACCCCCACACACGAGACAGACCAGCGGCCACUGAUUGAUUCCUGUCAGACUGUGGCUGCAUGUCUGUGGCAUCGGUUGGUUGUGUGUUAUCCAUGCCAUGCAGGUGGCGGCAGGUCUUGGGACUCUUGGCCCAGUGGAGGACGUCGCGCCCCUCUCAGCCCCCUCUUGCCUCUCUCGCCCAAGUGCCCCCAGUCGCCCUGGCCCACUGGUGGCGUCCAAGGCCGACGGCAGCAAGAUCAAGACCCAGACACAGCACAACAACGGCACGGCACGCGCCGCCAAGAGCACCACCAGCCAGCACACUCCAUCCACAGCCACAGGGCCAUCCAUCAAGCGCAGCACAGCCAGGUCCGCCGCCUCUCGUGGCAACCGUGUGGGCGUGCUGCCGGCUUUGGAGGCGAGCAACACAAUAGCGAACAACCUCGACCUCACAUCUCCCAAGGACCGGUGA